AGGGAGAAGUCGUGCUGGCAUUAGAAAUAGGAGACGCUACGAUGAGUGAGGAAAUAGUUAAUCCCAACGAGCACCUGAUCAUUCCCGAUUGGAUCAAUGAGAAGUACUUCACUGGAGUGCUGGCCAAAGACGAACCGAAUCAUGUUAAGAUAUUAAAGUUUACCAAAGUGGCGGCGAUUCCACCGGGGGAGAACUUUACCUCGACUAUGAUAAGGGUUUACAUCAAGUUGGAAAUGAAAGAUGGCAGUGUCAAAACUAAAACAUACAUCUUCAAGACUAUGCUUCCCGACGAGCGUGGCGGCAGUGCCAUCAACGACUUUGGUCUGUUCCCCAAGGAGGCCAAGAUGUAUGACACCUAUCUUCCUGCCUUCGAGGCUUUGUACAGGGCUGCCGGAUGGAAGAUACAGCUGGCACCGCAGUGUCUCCACACGGAGGAGCGCGAGGGCAAUAUUCACUUCAUUUUCGAGGAUCUGUGCGUCAAGAGAUUCAAGAAUAUUGAUCGCACCAAGGGCCUGGACUUGGAGCAUAUGACGCGGGCUCUGCACAAGUUGGCCGAAUACCAUGCCGCCAGUGCGGUCUAUGAGGAGCAGAACGGACCCUAUCCCAGUGAAUUCCUUGAGGGUUUCGUCACCCUUAAGGCAUCCAAGUUCCACAUGGAUGCAUUUAAAUUAAAAGAAUCGGCCUUUAAGAAGGCCAUGAUGACAUGGGGCAUGACGGAUGCGGAGAAAUAUGUCAAGGAAUUCCCCACUGCGGAUCAGUAUUGGGCUCAAUCGUUGAGUUGCUUGGAUGUGCUUCCAAAUGACUUUAAUGUCCUGAAUCAUGGUGACUUCUGGUCCAGUAAUCUGAUGAGCAAUUAUCUGCCAAAUGGCAAGAUUGAUGAGCUAAUCCUCGUGGACUUCCAGAUCAUCAAAUGGGGCAAUCCUGCACAGGAUCUUCUAUUUUUUAUUAUACUCUCGGCGGCCACAGAUAUUCGUAUAAAGGAGUUCGAAAACUUUGUAAGAAUUUACUGGGAUCGUCUGGUCGAGUGCCUAAAGGUUUUGAAGUUCAAGAAACCCAUUCCCACACUCAGAGACAUUCAGAGGUCUAUGUAUGCAAAGGAGAAUUCAUUUUACGCGUUCUUUAGUUUGAUGAACCACUUGCCAAUCAUAUUGUUCCCAACCGACAAGGAUAGCAAUCUUCACAAUCUGUCAGCAGAAACCGAAGAGGGCGAAAGACUGCGGUUGCGUCUUGUAUCGAAUCCUGUCUUUGGCAGUGUGAUGAAGGAUCUAUAUCCCUUUCUGUACAAUCGCGGUUUGCUCAACUAUGGUGAUUACGAUGUCUGAUUACUUUAUGGAAACUAUUUUGCUGGCAAAUAAAAUAUAGAUAGUAGGAAUCUAUACUAUAUUUA
Drosophila persimilis is the source of this 1387-nucleotide messenger RNA. RefSeq lists its product as uncharacterized. Bases 42 to 1322 code for a protein of 426 amino acids. The record is from RefSeq and is a predicted model, not a curated record. The transcript is spliced from 4 exons. Lineage: Eukaryota; Metazoa; Arthropoda; Insecta; Diptera; Drosophilidae.